UGCGUGUCAACAGUGAUGGAAGUCUACAGUCCAGGUGGAAUGGACACGUUCCCGAAGUGUUCCGUCUGUCAUCAGGAGUUUACACUGAAAGGUCCAGUCCCCUACUUACUGCCCUGUCUACACGCCGUGUGUGAGAAGUGUGUGACAUCUGCAGCUGGCGGUGUGAUAUCAUGCUCCACAUGUCAGAGGGAGGUCAACCUCACAGACACAAGUCUCCAGAAGGAUGCAGUCAGACAGAAGGAAAUAUUCUACCUGACCGUCAAACAACGCCCCACAGAGCUCCUCUGUACAUAUGAAGAUGACGGGAACCAGGCUGUGUGUUGGUGUCAGGAGUGUGAAGAGUUCCUCUGUCAAUACAGCCAGAACAUGCACAGCAGCGUCAAACUUUUCAGAAAUCAUGCUGUGCACAAGUUUGGGGAUAUAACCCACAAAAACCUUGAAAAUGAAACCAAUUGCAGUAUUCACGAACGGUAUCCACUUGAUUUGUUUGACAAAAACUGCGACAUGUGUAUCUGUUGCCAAUGUAGGAGAGGAGAGCAUGGGGAUCACGAGGUUGAUUACCUGGAUGAAGCUGCUGAAAGAGUUACACAGCGUAUUGAACAACACGGCAAAGAUCUGUCAGCGUUACUGUCUCGUCAGCAAACACACCUUCAGAGUAUCAGACAAGAAACACAGUUGAUCAACAGGACACAGGACACAUUGAGGAAGACAAUAGAACAUACUUUCCGGUCUUUAAGAUCACACCUUGACCAAAGGGAGAAGGAACUCCUGAUUGAUCUUGAAAGUCAGACGAGGGAAACCAAGGCAACUCUACAUGCUUUUGAAACCUCACGCGAAGAGCAUCAUGCAAGAUGCACCGACAUUUCCGGUUAUAUCCGAAAAUGUCUUCUCUAUGCUUCAAAAUCGGUCCUCCUGCAGCUGGAGAACACUGUUGAGGGGAUGACUCGGACCUGCCUAGAAACUGCUUCACCUGAAACACAUGAUGUACCUGAAGCUGUCUUCAACACCAAUGGAUUGUCCAAACUGAAAUCAGAUAUGUCUGGAUUUGGUAACAUCACUACCUUGAAAGAAGAUUCAGAAGGGGGAACACCUGAGGACAAGCAAACACAAACUGAUGAUGACUAUUUGGCGGACCUGGAACAGAAACACGAAAUGGAGCUUGCAAAGCUGGAGUCAAAUAUUGCUUCACACAAUGAAAGAACUGAACAACUUCAGCAGCUAACAGACAAGCUGAAUGCCGAAGCAAACAACAUGAAAUUGGAGCUUGCAAAGCUGGAGUCAAAUAUUGCUUCACACAGUGAAAGAAGUGAACGACUUCAGCAUCUAACAGACAAGCUGAAUGCCGAAGCAAACAACAUGAAAUUGAUGCUAGCUGAGAAAGAUCAAACCUGCCAGGUCGCCUUAGAAACAAUUAAUCGUCUACAAACAUCCUUGAUAGGGUUCCAAACUGAAGGCUGUGUUCAUCUGCUGAAGAAACGUGUAGUAGACAGACGUAUGGUCCUGAAUUGUUUACACCUAAAGUAUGACAAAGACAGAGUCAAUCUGGCCGAAGUCCACAUCAACACAGAAGGAGACCUGGUCAACAUAGGGUCGGGCACCAGACCUGCAGGGGAGAGGAGACUGAAGAAGUACUGGGGCACAUGUAGCACUGCCCCCAUCCCCCGGGCAGGCUGUCUCCAGUACUGGGAGAUGAAAUCUAGGGUCAGCGUGGAUGAAACACUCAGAGUGUACACGCUCAUCCUGGAGGUUGGUGUGUGCAGGGAGGAGCAGAGGGACGUGUGUCCUUGGCUAGGUGGAAGUCCCGGCUCCUAUAGCAUGACCGUCUCCCACUGUCCUACACACGGCGGGAUAUGCAGGAGGACACGGAAGGAGGGGAAGUAUGUGCUGUGUCUGCCUGACACUCUCCCCAACACAGCAGGGACAUCACACACACUGCAUUACGGUGUUGUCUAUGAUGACGCCAGGAAGAAGAUUGUCUUCAUUGAUGUGAAGGAGAAUAAAGUGAUAUCGACGGUAGACAAUGUUGACUCUAGUCAGCCACUGUGGCCGAUGUUCGGGGUGUAUAACGAACCUGGCCUCACUGUCAGCAUGACACUUGUAGUGGGCAGCGACAUCAACAUGACAGAGGAGAAGAAAGCAAUGAUUGUCAAGGCACUGUCGCGAUGGUGGCAAUGAUUGUCAAGGCACUGCCGUGAUGGUGGCAAUGAUUGUCAAGGCACUGUCGUGAUGGUGACAAUGAUAGUCAAGGCACUUUCGUCAUUGUGACAAUGAUUGUCAAGGCACUGUUGUGAUGGUGACAAUGAUUGUCAAGGCACUGCCGUGAUGGUGACAAUGAUUGUCAAGGCAAUGUUGUGAU
Messenger RNA from Haliotis rufescens (red abalone), 2356 nucleotides. RefSeq names its product transcription intermediary factor 1-alpha-like. Gene Ontology annotation, molecular function: ubiquitin-protein transferase activity; zinc ion binding. Bases 16 to 2175 code for a protein of 719 amino acids. The transcript is spliced from 8 exons. Lineage: Eukaryota; Metazoa; Mollusca; Gastropoda; Lepetellida; Haliotidae. Gene Ontology annotation, biological process: positive regulation of DNA-templated transcription. The record is from RefSeq and is a predicted model, not a curated record. Gene Ontology annotation, cellular component: chromatin; nucleoplasm.